This is a messenger RNA of Sesamum indicum (sesame), 3846 nucleotides long. The record is from RefSeq and is a predicted model, not a curated record. NCBI's taxonomy places the organism in Eukaryota, Viridiplantae, Streptophyta, Magnoliopsida, Lamiales, Pedaliaceae.
UCUUUGCUUUUGCAGAUGGCUAUGACUACUUCCUGAUGUUCGUCGGCUCCGUCGGCGCCUGCGUGCACGGAGCUUCCGUCCCCGUUUUCUUCAUUUUCUUCGGACAGUUGAUCAACAUCAUUGGCUUGGCCUAUCUCUUCCCUAAAGAAGCUUCCCAUAAAGUCGCCAUGUAUUCGUUGGAUUUUGUGUAUCUGAGCAUAGUCAUAAUGUUUUCAUCAUGGACAGAGGUGGCUUGUUGGAUGCAUUCAGGGGAAAGACAAGCGGCAAAGAUGAGAAUGGCGUAUUUGAAGAGUAUGUUGAGUCAAGACAUCAGCAUCUUCGACACCGAAGCGUCCACCGGAGAAGUCAUUUCUGCUAUCACCACUGACAUUAUUGUUGUGCAGGAUGCUAUUUCUGAAAAGGUGGGCAACUUCUUGCACUACAUAAGCCGUUUCAUAGCAGGUUUCGCCAUUGGUUUCAUCAGAGUUUGGCAAAUCAGUUUGGUGACGCUGUCGAUUGUACCUUUGAUUGCUCUUGCUGGUGGUAUCUAUGCUUAUGUUGCAACUGGCCUUAUUGCCCGAGUCCGCAACUCUUAUGUUAAAGCCGGAGAAAUUGCUGAAGAGGUGAUUGGUAAUGUGAGAACAGUGCAAGCAUUUACAGGAGAAGAGAGGGCAGUUAAAUCAUACACAGCAGCACUGUUGAACACUUACAAGUAUGGGAAGAAAGCAGGGCUGGCAAAGGGUCUUGGACUCGGAACCUUGCAUUGCGUGCUUUUCCUUUCGUGGUCGUUGCUCGUUUGGUUCAACAGCGUUGUUGUUCAUAAGAACAUUGCCAAUGGAGGAGAGUCCUUCACGACUAUGCUCAAUGUCGUUAUUGCUGGCCUGUCACUUGGACAAGCCGCACCAGACAUCACAGCGUUUAUUCGAGCAAAGACAGCUGCAUACCCUAUUUUUGAGAUGAUUGAACGUAACACGGUGAGUAAGACCAGCUCCAAGUAUGGCAGGAAACUGAGUAAAGUAGAUGGUCACAUCCAGUUCAAGAAUGUCAUGUUCAGCUACCCGUCCAGGCCCGACGUGCUGAUAUUCAACAAACUCUGUCUGGAUAUUCCUGCGGGAAAAAUCGUGGCACUCGUUGGAGGAAGUGGAUCAGGGAAGAGCACCGUUAUAUCUUUGAUAGAACGCUUCUACGAGCCAUCAUCAGGACAUAUACUGUUGGACGGAACUGAUAUAAGGGAGCUUGAUCUGAAGUGGCUUAGGCAGCAAAUAGGUUUGGUGAAUCAAGAACCUGCCCUCUUUGCCACUACCAUCCGCGACAAUAUUUUGUAUGGGAAAAACGACGCAACUGCUGAAGAGAUAACACGUGCAGCCAAGCUAUCAGAGGCAAUCAACUUUAUUAACAACCUUCCUGAUAGAUUUGAAACUCAGGUGGGGGAGAGAGGAAUACAGCUAUCUGGUGGACAGAAACAAAGAAUCGCAAUAUCACGUGCGAUAGUGAAAAACCCUUCGAUCUUGCUGUUGGAUGAAGCUACUAGUGCACUUGAUGCAGAGUCCGAGAAGAGCGUUCAAGAGGCUCUGGACCGUGUAAUGGUGGGGAGAACGACCGUUGUCGUGGCUCAUCGUUUGUCCACCAUUAGACAUGCUGAUGUUAUAGCUGUCGUACAAAAUGGCGCCAUAGUUGAAACUGGCAGCCAUGAAGAGCUCAUCUCAAGGCCAAACAGUGCUUAUGCUUCUCUUGUUCAACUGCAAGAGGCAGCUUCCUUACAUCGCUUGCCAUCUCAUGGACAUGCAACGGGCCGACCUCUCAGCAUUCGGUUUUCAAGAGAGUUAUCCCGCACGACGAGAAGUCAAGGUGCAAGUUUUCGUUCUGAGAGAUCUCUAAGCCGAUUUGGUGGUGAUGCACCUGAGAUGGUCAAACCGGUGCAUAUCUCUUCAAGAAGACUGUAUUCCAUGUUGCGGCCCGACUGGUUUUAUGGGGUUUUUGGCAUGAUUUGCGCGUUCAUUGCAGGGGCGCAGAUGCCUCUUUUCGCGCUCGGUGUCACUCAGGCUCUUGUUUCUUACUACAUGGACUGGGAUACGACACGUCGGGAAGUUAGGAAAAUCGCAUUCCUCUUCUGUGGCGGUGCUGUUAUAACAGUCAUCGUUCAUGCUAUUACACAUCUGUGUUUCGGUAUCAUGGGAGAACGGCUUACGCUUCGUGUUAGAGAAAAGAUGUUUACGGCUAUGUUGAGAAAUGAGAUAGGAUGGUUCGACGACAUGAACAAUACGAGCUCCAUGCUUGCAUCACAACUAGAAAGCGACGCAACUUUACUGCGGACGCUAGUGGUUGACCGCUGGACCAUCCUCCUACAGAACGUAGGUCUAGUCGUUACCUCAUUCAUUAUAGCCUUCAUCUUGAACUGGAGACUCACUCUCGUUGUCAUCGCCACUUAUCCAUUGACUAUUAGCGGACAUAUUAGCGAGAAAAUUUUCAUGAAAGGCUAUGGUGUUGACUUGAACAAAGCGUAUCUCAAAGCAAACAUGCUCGCAGGAGAGGCCGUGAGCAACAUUCGGACUGUUGCAGCAUUCUGCUCGGAGGAAAAAGUACUUGAGCUCUAUUCUCACGAACUUAUCGAACCCUCUAAGAGUUCGUUUAGGCGUGGGCAGGCUGCAGGGAUAUUUUACGGAGUCUCCCAAUUUUUCAUCUUCACAUCCUAUGGUCUUGCCUUAUGGUAUGGUUCGACUCUCAUGGAGAAGGAGCUUGCUAGCUUUAAAUCAGUCAUGAAGUCGUUUAUGGUAUUGAUCGUAACGGCCUUAGCUAUGGGCGAGACGCUAGCUAUGGCGCCCGACCUCCUUAAGGGUAAUCAAAUGGUUGCAUCCGUGUUUGAAGUGCUCGACCGGAGGACUGAGAUCGUAAAUGAUGUUGGGGAAGAGAUCUCAAGAGUUGAUGGAACAAUUGAGCUCAAGGACGUCGAGUUUAGCUACCCCUCAAGGCCUAACGUUCUGAUUUUCAAGGACUUCAAUCUACGAGUGCAAGCCGGAAGAAGUAUGGCCUUAGUAGGUCAAAGUGGUUCUGGGAAAAGCUCCGUCAUUGCCCUUAUUCUCAGAUUCUAUGAUCCUACUUCCGGCAAAGUAAUGAUUGAUGGAAAAGACAUAAAGAAACUGAAGCUCAAGUCACUCAGGAAGCACAUUGGGCUGGUGCAGCAAGAGCCGGCUCUCUUCGCCACGUCUAUCUACGAAAACAUCCUUUACGGGAAAGAAGGAGCGACGGAAGGUGAAAUAAUCGAGGCGGCAAAAUUGGCUAACGCGCAUAGUUUCAUCGACGCCCUUCCGGAGGGCUACUCAACCAAAGUCGGGGAACGAGGGGUCCAACUCUCAGGCGGGCAGAAGCAAAGAGUGGCCAUCGCACGAGCCAUCUUGAAGAACCCUUCCAUCUUGCUGUUGGACGAAGCCACGAGCGCACUUGAUGUGGAAUCGGAACGUGUCGUCCAGCAAGCUCUCGACAGGCUGAUGAAGAGUAGGACGACGGUCGUGGUGGCGCACAGGCUGUCCACCAUCAAGAAUUCAGAUCAAAUAUCCGUGUUGCAAGAUGGGAGGAUUAUAGAGCAAGGGACUCAUUCCAGUCUGGUAGAGAACAAAGAUGGCGCUUAUUACAAGUUGAUCAGCCUACAGAGGCAGCAGCAACAACAAUACUAACUCUGACAAAACAGUACCCUUUAUGAAAUUAUACAGAUUUUUGUAUCUCUUACUAUUGUCAAAGUACGUAUGUUUCAUGCUAUAAUACAUGUAUCUAAGCAAUUGUUGUCCUUGUUGGGAUGUUGUGACGAAUUGAUGUACCAUUUUAAUUAUCACGCAUCGAAAUUGUUGUGUGUUCGAAUGCAAUAAGAAUUAA